AUGAUGAGAUACUAUCAUGAAAUAUUGCGGAGCAGUACAGGAACUAUUUAUAGGGAUCGGAAUGAAAUUAGCCGAAGGUCUAGGGACUCCGGUUUCCUCACCAUCAUCCAAGACGAUGAAGGCGUCGGCGGUUUAGAAGUCACGACCAACUCCGGCGAGUUCUUCGCCGUCGAUCCCUGGCCAGGCACCCUUUUCGUUAACCUCGGUGACAUGGCAACGGUUUGGAGCAAUGGAAGAUUUUGUAACGUGAAGCAUAGGGUGCAAUGUAAAGAGGCGAAGAUACGUGUUUCGAUUGCAUCGUUUCUUUCAGGGCCGAGAGAGGCGGUGGAACCGCUGCCGGAGCUUGUGGACGAUGAGCAUCCCCGUGUGUAUGUGGCCACCACCUACGAAGAGUACAGGAAGUUGAGGUUUUCGACGAAGCUGCAGACGGGCGAAACUCUUGCACUCUUGUACACAUCAAGCUCCGACCAGUGAUUAACAAUGGUUUUAAUCAGUCUCAAUAUGUUGAGAAAAAAUGUGGCAAUAUGUUUGGAGUUUAUGUUCAGAAAAAAUAGAAAACAUGAAAAUUACAUAUUUAAGAUUAGUAUAGGCAUAUUGCCUAAAUAAUUAUUUACGACAUUCC
Messenger RNA from Lactuca virosa, 622 nucleotides. NCBI's taxonomy places the organism in Eukaryota, Viridiplantae, Streptophyta, Magnoliopsida, Asterales, Asteraceae. The record is from the annotation of a GenBank genome assembly.